Hyaloperonospora brassicae is the source of this 1812-nucleotide messenger RNA. The record is from the annotation of a GenBank genome assembly. Lineage: Eukaryota; Oomycota; Peronosporomycetes; Peronosporales; Peronosporaceae.
AUGGUGCGACCGAAAGACGAGGACGGCCCGGAACGCGAGGCGACCGACCCGAAGAAAGUCGACCUCCUGAGUGAGCUCUUCGUCGUCUGCAGCGACAAAAUCGACGACAAUGUGACCAUUUCGAUUGACUGGAGCGACCACUUUGCCGAGCGCAGUCGGAGCUUACGGAACACUGAGCCACACGUCACGGCCACGAAACGAGCGAAACAGACCGACCGCAGCCGUGCAACAACUGCAGCCACAGCCACAACAACUACAGCCACAACAGCCUCAGCAGCUACAACAACUGCGACACUCCCAUCGGUAUCGUCGCUCGGGGCCGCCCGUGUCCCUCUGCUCUCGCGAGCAACGAGUCAGGGCGCGUACUUUAACGGCUAUCGCCAGAGUCUCGAUCCCGACCACACUGUCGGUCGCACGCGCGUCCCGUGGCACGCAAAGUGGGGCGCGGACCGCUGCGAUGCGGCGCUACGGCCGACGCGCAUCGUCGCGUUCGACGUGAGCGGCAAACUCUUUCGCUGCAAAGAGAGUCUGAUCGCUCAGUAUCCGCUCAAGCGGCUCCACCAGAUCAUCACGUGCCCCUGCGGCAAAGUCGGCUGCCUCAACGACGCGUUCUCGAUCGACCGCAACCCGCAGCACUUUGAAAUGAUUCUCGACUGGUACCGCACGGGCAAACUCGUGCGCCAGCGCAACGUCGACGAAGACGCGUUCAAAGACGACGCCAUGUACUUUGACUUGUACGACGAACUGUUCCCCACGACAGUGACGGGCGACCCGUCGCAGUCGUGGGCGACCCCAAAAGCCGCCUCCGUAUCGGGUCUACCGGCCCGGCGACGGUCCGUGAACGACGUGGAUCUCGGCCUUAGUACUCCUCAGCGAGUCAGUAUGUUUGCCAACAUGCCGUCGACCGACUCGUCGCAGAAAAAGAACACGACAACUGCAACUGCAAUAACAGGUACACCCACUUUAACAAUGACGGCAGCUACCGACGGGAACUCGACCGAAGACGAGCAACCGGAAGAUGUGGGACUGCCGACGACGAUCGAGCAGGGACCGCUGCGGUUUUUCCGGCGCGAGCGACGCGAGUUGACAGCUGGUGGUCCGCCGCUGGUGUUUACGGUGCGCAAGUUUGAGCACUUGGUCGUCGAGCGCGUCAGGGGACGCGGGAAGCUCCUGGUCCGCGUGGCCGACGGUAGUGGACUGCAGGCCGUGGGUGUGUCGGAGGCGGUGCUCUACGACAGCCACGCGCGCUCGUACUCGAAAGAAGCGCGUGGCCAGCUGCAGCCGCACACGCUGUUGCCGGGAGACCACGUGUACACGUUUUGGGUUGAGACGAAUGCGAGUGACGCGAGCGUGCAGACGUCGGCUCCGCUAGCGCUCGACAUUGAGUUUAAGCUCUUGUUCACGUUCGAUCCCGUGGAUCGACUGACGUCGGCGAUGGAAGUGGAGCUCCUGCGUGCGACAGCGGCCUGUGGCGAUGCGAUCUGCGCGCUGACGACUGCGGAACGGCCUUCGCCGCCGAACUGGGAGACGGAUUUGGUCGUACCCCGUCCGUUCGUGCCGCAAUCGCCGUUGCAAGCAACGCGCGGUCCACAAGUUGCGUGGCCUCCGACGCCCGUGAGCGAGCUGGACAAUGAGGUGUCGUCGCUGAUGGCAAAGCGACGCAGCGUCCAAGUGCGUGGGGACGAGCAGGACCCGUCGUCUUCAAUCCGACAUGCUGCUGUGACCACGCGGGAAGACGGCCACCUUACUGCGUCGGCAGUCUGUAGAGGGCCGUACCAGCGCUUGUCGACGAGACGCGACGCAGGCGGCUGA